AAAAAUCUCUUCAAUCGACCGUCGUUCGAUCAGUCAUCGACCACGACGGCCGCCGCCGGUCGUGCAUCCAACGACUGAUUAUGAUGGUCUAUCGACGGAUGCACCGUUUGGCAAAUGCUGUUAUAGCGUGUUGUUUAUUCGGGUUCAUCGUCAUUUUUCUGAAAGCACCUGGAGAAGAUCAACGGCUACGAGACGGUGUUCCUGUAUUAUCACAAAAUCCUGUGUGGUCAGUUAAUGACUGGAAUGGUUUGAAUAAAGAAGUCGUAGAUUUAUUGAAAAAUGAAUCGAAUCGUCUGUCGAUUAACGAAAAGCCCGAUUUGAGUGGAUGGAAUUUUAAAACUAAAGAAGACAUGUCACUGAAAGGAUCGGAAAUCGUCGAAUCUGUUAGUUUUCUUAAUGAAAAUUUUGACAUUUUGAACGCUGCGAAAUUUGGAGAUUUGUCCACUGUGAAGACAAUUCUAGUGAUUCAGGUACACGAUCGGCCGGUCUAUUUGCAAUACCUCAUUGAGUCAAUGCGAAAUACAAAAGGAAUAGAAGACACAUUACUAGUUUUCUCGCAUGACAUCAAUGUCGGAAUAAUCAAUGAAAUGAUCCGUAACAUCACAUUCGCUCGUGUCUACCAAAUCUUCUAUCCAUACAAUUUGCAACUGUUUCCGACAGUUUUUCCAGGACAGUCUCCUUCCGAUUGUCCGGAGAAAAUGAAGAGAGAUAAAGCACAAGAGACGAAUUGUUCAAAUUGGAGUAGCCCGGAUAAAUAUGGAAACUAUCGAGUAGCUCAAUUGACACAGAUAAAACAUCAUUGGUGGUGGAAGAUGAACUUUGUGUUUGAUGGAAUUGUUGAGAAGUAUUCGAUGAAAGAUCCAUGGGUUCUACUACUGGAAGAAGAUCACAUGCUGGCUCCAGAUGCAUUACAUGUUCUUGAUAUUAUUGUAUCAAAUCGUCCAAAAUAUUGUGAAAACUGCGAAAUAAUAUCUCUGGGAUUUUAUUUGAAAUCCACUAACAAAUACGGUCAAGACAUAGCUCAUCUCGGAGUUCACCCAUGGUACAGUAGCAAGCAUAAUAUGGGAAUGGCUCUUCAGAAGAACACGUGGCAGAAGAUCAAAGGAUGCUCCGAGAUGUUUUGCAAAUGGGAUGACUAUAACUGGGAUUGGUCGUUGAUGCAGAUUUCAGCAAAAUGUCUACCUCAAAGGUUUCGGGUCAUAUUCACAAAAAGUCCACGAGUUAUACAUAUAGGAGACUGUGGAGUCCAUACGCACAGAUGUGAAGCACAUAAAGCUCUCCAAUCGACACAAGAACUAUUCCGUCAGCAUAAGGAUCUUCUGUUCCCGACAAGUUUAUCUGUGACAGACACUUCGAGAAGAUCUUUGAAGCCGUCGAAAGAAAAUGGUGGAUGGGGUGACAUUAGAGACCGUCAACUAUGCGAAAUCAACAAAUCUCCAUUGGUUAGAGUUUCUUCUCAAUCUGCAUCUGUACUCCAUAAAUUGCUCAACUCAAAAAUCCAGUUCUCGUCAUCCAACAAAACAAUCACAUCUACAACUUCUUAAUCUUCAAAACUUUCCUCUUUUACGGAUUUUGUUGACUUGCCUCUUCAAUAUAUAUUUUUUUCUGUAAGAAUGGUGCCCAUUUCUAGUUUCGUUUUCCGGUUCUUGUUGUUUUCUACUUGCUUCCCUCUUGCAUAAUUAACCAUAAGAUGACGUUGCUCGCUUACAAAUACGGGUUUCUUACCGCUUUUCCUGUUUCGUUGAAAUUUCCACCCUGUUUCCAAAUUCCCCACCUCAAUUGCAUGCUAGUGCUCCUUUCAUUUCUCAAAAUCAUAAUGUUAAUGGUAUUCCGCAUUUUUCCGGGUCUACAAAAAUUAUAUGAAUGAUUCAGAUUUUU
Molecule: messenger RNA, 1878 nt
Organism: Caenorhabditis elegans
Lineage: Eukaryota; Metazoa; Nematoda; Chromadorea; Rhabditida; Rhabditidae
Gene: gly-20
Product: Alpha-1,6-mannosyl-glycoprotein 2-beta-N-acetylglucosaminyltransferase
Exons: 6
Coding region: 81-1544 (487 amino acids)
Biological process (GO): oligosaccharide biosynthetic process
Cellular component (GO): Golgi membrane; membrane; Golgi stack
Molecular function (GO): alpha-1,6-mannosylglycoprotein 2-beta-N-acetylglucosaminyltransferase activity
Source: RefSeq, marked reviewed